Pollicipes pollicipes is the source of this 673-nucleotide messenger RNA. RefSeq lists its product as uncharacterized. Bases 92 to 673 code for a protein of 193 amino acids. The record is from RefSeq and is a predicted model, not a curated record. Lineage: Eukaryota; Metazoa; Arthropoda; Thecostraca; Pollicipedomorpha; Pollicipedidae. The transcript is spliced from 5 exons.
GACACCGUCGCGGCCCGCCGCCUGAGCGGUGCACCUGCCCUCUGGCGCCGGUCUAUUUUUAAUCGGCGCCUUCUGCCCGGCCGCAGCGGCCAUGGUUGUGCGAGAGGUGCUGCUGCCGGCGCGCCGAGGUCGGUCGGACGCGCCGCACCUCACUCCGCGUCGGACGCCACUCGCCAUGACUGAGGUGUCAGCCGUCGGAGCCGACGCAGCCGACUGCGUGUUAGCCGCGCACCGGGACGUCGACGCCGACGCCGCCGAGCCGGUCGACGCGCCGUCGCCGUCGCCGUCGCCGGAGUCCCCCAGUCCGACGUCAGCGGGCGAACAGGACCCGUCGUCGCAGAAACAGUCUGUCCCGCGAGGAUAUAUUCCGCCGGCGCUACAGAACUGUCUUCGCUGUGACGCCUGCUCGUGCAUCUACAUUGAUGAGCUGGACUACUACAAACACGUUCGGAACUACCACUCGGCCAGUGCUCAGCGCCGCUACAGGAAAUCUAGUCAGUGCAGAACGUGCGUGUUCUCCAAGAUCGUGCCGGAGCAGGUGACGACGCUGAAGACCUUGCAGCACCAGCAGCGGCAAGUCAGCCCCGUCAAAAUCAACGUCCUGCAGAACAACGUCAAGAGCCGCUGGAGUCGCAUGUUCGCCAGCCGUCUGCGUGGUCAGCUGACGCCAUGA